Messenger RNA from Sardina pilchardus (European sardine), 5651 nucleotides. RefSeq names its product GTPase IMAP family member 8-like. The coding region runs from base 2004 to 4247 and encodes 747 amino acids. The record is from RefSeq and is a predicted model, not a curated record. Gene Ontology annotation, molecular function: GTP binding. The transcript is spliced from 6 exons. NCBI's taxonomy places the organism in Eukaryota, Metazoa, Chordata, Actinopteri, Clupeiformes, Clupeidae.
GUUAUUUUUUGUUUAUGUGAGCCAGUUGAGCUGGUUUUUCAAAAACAAAAAAGAUACUCCAGAUUUACUUUCACUUCUUCUCAUCUGUUCACGUCUCAACAAGGUAAAGUAAUCGCUCUUUCUCCCUUGGACAAAUCUGGGAUUAGUCAGACUUAUUUAUGGUAUUUGUCUAUCUAGCUACAGACUAUUGUUCUACUUGUCCAGUUAACUCAAUAGUCAGAUUUAAUUAUGGUGUUUGUUCACCUAGACCACUUGUUCUAGUCCAGUAAACUCAAUAGUCAGACUUAUUUAUGGUGUUUGUUCACCUACUGUAGCUACCGACCACUUGUUCUAGUCCAGUAAACACAAUAGUCAGACUUAAUUUCGUAUGGUAUUUGUUCACCUACUGUAGCUACUAUCUGCUUGUUCAAUGAGCUCAUGGUCACACUCUAUGGCCUGAACUGUGUUUGAUUGUGUGUUUACACCAGUAUGGAUAUGACGACAUAUUAUUUUGAGUGAAAUGUGAGUUUAAGCUUGUAAUUUGUUAUGAUUCAUGACUACCUGAAAUUGUGUGAAACUAUGGGUAACAUUUUAGACUACAAAAUGGCCUAUGGGCCCUUUUUAAAUUAUUCACUUCUUUCCUGAUUUGCAGCAUGUGAAAUAUAAUGAUCUGAGAAGUGUAUAUACGGCUUAUGCCCAGGACUCUCCUGUGAGAUGCUCAACAGUUGAUAUUGUAUUAUACAUAUAAAAAAAAAGUAUUUGUGUAGGGCAUGUGUAUGUGUCUGUGGUCUGUUGUUGUGUUUGUGUUUAUGUGCCAGAAUGUUCAUCCGUGUGGAAAGAUUGUUUACAUUGCCUUUGUACAUGGCGGGCAUGCAGUUCAGCAGCAUUCCAGCUUACUAAACAUAGACAUGUAUUGUAGAAGGACUGGGACAUCUCGUCUCUAGUCACUGUACCAUUGAAUCUUUUGUUUCCAGAGUUUAAAUCUUUUGUUUCCAGAGUUUCAGUCUGUAGAUUGACUUGAGAUUGACAAGUGGUUACAUUUCUUGGUGGUUAGAGUAAAACGGGUUUUGGGUAUGUCAUACAGUGCAUGAUUUACUCCAUGGGUGCCUCUCAUUCGUCUUUUAUAUAUUCUCCCUUCCUUCCUCGGGCCUCGUUCUCACUGAUCUACAGUACGUGAAGAAUGAUGGGACGGUCUAUCCAGUGCUAGUUAUAGAUCAGUGGGAACGAGCCUGGAGGACCAGCUCCACCCCAUGUUUCUAUGAUAUGGGUGUGGGGGGAGUUCCUAAGGUCAUGAGGUCUAGUUGUGGUCAUUAAAAUGGUGAUGACAAAGAGAGAGCGAGACUGCAACUUCCUAUUUGUGACCACUUGUUAAUUUACAAAGCAUUUCUCAUUCUGAAAUCCCACCCUCUCCAUACUGUACAACACUACUCCCUGAAAGACUAGAUAAGACUAGCCUGGGUGUUCCCAUCCUGCCUUGCGCGGUGAUUUAAUUCACACUGCUAAGGCAGUCUGGAAACGUACACCCAAAUUUUCGCCUGAUGUUGGUGACCAAUCACAGAACAGGGGAGAAAGCAAGACCAUAAUGUUGUGGUGUAACACGGUUGAUAGACAUCCGUGGCGCCCUAUGAACAGAUCUGGGCAUUUCUUUUUAAAUACGAGAAAAUGAAUGUCUGGUUGCCAGACCACGUCUCAUUUGAGAAGUGGUAGGUGCUAGCCAGGCUAAGAUAAGACAAGAUUAGACUAGAUUAAGGAUUCGUUUGAUGCUCUUUAGGACCAUGCGCCCUUAUCAAAAUGUUCUGAUAUGAAAGAUCCCCUUCCAGAUUCAAGGAUCCUUUUAUCAGAUCAAGGACUAGGUUGCAUUAUAUUAUGCCCUGUAAUCCUUAGGCCAGGUGGCAAAGUCUAUUGAGACAGAAGAACAGCAGUCAGGUGUUCACCUAUGGAUGUUGGAUAUCCAACAUCACAACAUACAUGCUAUAGCUAGAGCUGACUGAGGAGGGACCUAACUAGCCACAGGAGCAGGAUCAAUGGAUGAGCCACCAUAUGGAUCAGCUGGAGGAGCUCACCUCGCGGAGCUGAGGCUGGUCCUCCUGGGGACCCGGGGAGCCGGGAAGACCUCUGCAGGACGCACCAUCCUGGGCCGAGAGGCUCUGGAGACCGACAUGAUGACCGCUCAGUGCGUGACAACGCAGGGGGAGGUAGCAGGGAGACGGGUGGUUCUGGUGGACACGCCUGGAUGGCUGCCUAUGCUCCCCCUCAUCGACACAUCGAAACUCUACAAACGGGAGAUUAAGCGUAGCGCCACCCUGUGUCCACCGGGACCCCACUGCCUGCUGCUGGUCAUACCGUUGAAAGAGCCGUUCACACGCCAUCACAAAACAGCAGUGUGGGAGCAUCUCGAGCUCUUUGAGAAGCGAGCGUGGAACCACGCUCUAGUGCUUUUCACACAUGGUGAUUGUCUUGAGAACAGGAACAACUCCAUUCCGGAGUUCAUUAAAACUAGUGGGAAAGCUCUGCAGAGUUUGGUUGAAAAAUGCGGGGGCAGGUAUCACUUCAUCAACAACAUGAAAAGUGACGAUUGCACGCAGGUGACCGAGCUGCUGGAGAAGGUUGAGCAGAUGGUUAGGGAACACUGUGUCGGCCAUUAUGAACUGAAUUUGGACAUGAUUAAUAAAUUGGAGUUGAAGAGAAGAACAGAUGAAGUUAAAGGAGAGAUGAGAAGGAGUAAGGUGGAGAGAAGGAGGAAGAAACUCCGUGCACAAAUUGUGAAACCCCCAGAACAGCUGAGGAUUUUGGUGAUGGGAUAUCAACAUUCUGGGAAGUCCUCGACAGGCAAUACAAUUCUGGGACGUGAGGCAUUCAACAUACGUAGAACCGUCAAAUUUGCAGUAGCAAGUCGUGUUGUAGCUGGGAGGCAGGUCACCGUUGUGGACACACCAGGCCGUUGGAGGAUCCACCCUUUAAGGUACACAUCGGAACUCUUCAGACAGGAGAUGGUGCUCGGCCCUUCCCAAUGCCCCCCUGGGCCUCACGCCGUGCUUCUGGUGCUGCCUGUCAAAACCUCCUUCACAAAGGUCAGCCUGAGAGCUCUGCAACAGCACCUGGAACUCCUAGGUGAGAACGUCUGGAGUCACGUCCUCCUGCUGUUCACCUGUGGAGACUGGCUAGGCUGCACGCCCGUUGAGCAGUUCAUCGAGAGCGAAGGAGUUUCCCUGCAGUGGCUGGUCGAGCAAUGUGGGAACAGGUAUCAUGUUUUUAACAACAAGCAAAAGGGCGAAGAGAGGCAGGUGACGGAGCUGCUGGAGAAGAUUGAGGAGAUGAUGCAAAAGAACCGUGGCAGCCAUUUUGAGGUCGACAAGAAGAGACUAAAUGAGGUGGAGGAGAAGAGGAAGACCUGUAUGGAGCUUGCAGAAAAGACGAGAAGGCAAGCUGAGUCAAUUGACUUAGGAAUAGUCUCUCUACGCCGCAGCCUUGACAACCUACCAAACUUUCAGCUUGUGCUAUUGGGAUAUAGAAGAGCAGGCCAGACGACGUCAGCAAACACCAUUCUGGGUAUGGAAGAGUUUAGCGACAGGGCCCUCUCACAUUGUGAUGGGAUAUCGGCAGUUGUGAUGGACCACUGCCUGUCUGUGGUCUGCACACCUGGGUGGGAAAAGACACAGAGACGCUGCAACACUCCCGGCCAGAACCAGCAGAUAAAGGAGAGUGUGUCUCUGUGCUCGCCGGGCCCAGACGCCUUCCUCCUGGUUCUGCGUCUGUCCAUGUCGUUCUGUGUACACACUCUGAGGGCACUGGAGGAACACGUGGAACUCUUGGGUGACCGCGUCUGGAAACACGCUCUGCUGCUCUUCACGUACGGCGACCGGCUCGGAGACGCUACCGUGGAGCAGUACAUCGAGAGCGAGGGAGAGGCUCUGAAACACCUGGUGAAGAGAUGCGGGAACAGAUAUCACGUUCUGGACAAUUACAACAGGGUUGGACCCUCACAGGUGAUGGGUCUGCUGGAGAAGAUAGAGAAGAUGGUCAUGGCAAAUAGCAGAUGCAGUUCCCUCUACUCUCUCUCCUCUGAGGUGGAGAGUUUGAGCCUUAAAGAGGCUCAAACAGAGGGAGCCAGUGGAGUGAUGAAGGGGGAGGAAGAGUGCAGGGAGGACAAACAGCUGGGGGAACAAAUGGGGCCCAUUGAAAAAAGCUGGAGUUUGAGGAGCCUGUUCAGGAGAACAUCACACCGUGAAGCAGCAGUGACACAACGGAGCCAGAUGACACAUCAGUGACCUCACAGCGCUAAACUUUCCCAGACCGUUCAUUUGGCUGCCACACAUGGAGAGACAUACUGUAUAAGCUAAGGAGAAUAUACUGUAGUCGCAGCACAGUUUUACAGCUGAUGUGCACAUUUAGCCAUGCAAGGAGAGAGGAAUGAAUCCAUACAAAGUAAUAUUGUUCUAUCACUCACUAUUAUUUAGGAUGUUAAGACAUUAUUUUGUUCUUAUAUGGAUUAUUAAGAAAUGUUAAUCUUACAUAUAAACUAAAAGGAAUAUUGCAGGACAGUUUUACAGCUGAUGAGCACGUAGUCAUUGUUUUUCUGUGAUUCAUUCCUGUUACAGUAGUACACUCUUAAAGUAUGUAACUUGUGUAGCUUAUUCUGAUCUAUAGACUUUAAUUAGAGGCCUUACUACUCAACAUCAAUAAUUUUUCCAUUUAUAUAUUUUUAUUUGAGGCCUUACUACUAAUAAUAGUAAAUAAUAUAUAUUUACUUUUCUAGACUCUCAAAGACACUUUACAGUUUUUACUCAACAUCGACAUUAAUGAGUAGUUGGGUGAAUGUCAUGAAGCCUGUCAAACUGACAUCAACCUGUAUUGAUUGAUGUAGGCUAAGUGAACUUUUAUUUUCUUAUAAAAGUAUUAUAGUGGAACAAUUUACUAUAACUUUAUUUCAAAGUUAUGGUAGCAUGAUUCAGAAUAAUUCUCAUUACCAAUAUGGGAAAUGACAAAGGGAGACCAUUAGUUAAAAGAAAAUAGGGGAAAUUAGAUCAUGGGGCUGCUUGUUAAUUUAAAGGAACAGUGGCAUAAAUUAUAGGCAAAUAAAGUUGUAUUACGGUAAUGAGGACAAUUUAUUUACACAAUAGUUUUACAAUAAAUAUAAUAUUUCCUUUUGUAAAAUACCACAAAUAUCAAAAGUAACCAUAAAUAGACAUUUGUACAUUUAUGUAAGUACUUAUCAUGAAAAUAAAACAAAAAUAGAAUAAUGGAUCGGAACACAUUUCGAUAAUGAGAAUUCACUGUGAUUAUUUGUUAAAAUGCUUUGAAAUUGUGUUAAAUUGCUAAUACAAAUGGCUGUCCCUAGUGUUCUAUAAUGUCUUCGUAGACAAUAUCAUAGUUACUAUCAAUUAAAUAUUGAAAAUAAGACCCGGACAUGUUCACUACUGCUUCAUGAGAAUCACCCAGUUGAUGAAUAUCUGAUUGUAAAGAGCUUUUGUGACCGUAAGCUUCACCUCUGUGGCUUCAGGUGGAUGCUAAAGGGAGUUUGCUACAUUGCAGCUUCUAUAGAUGGCAGGGUGUAAUGUUGUCAUUUGACCCAAAGAGGGCGACACUAGAUCAAUGAUUUACAGCUGAGGAGCCCAGGUCUCCAUCCUAAUACCUGCAGAGUUUGUAAAGUAGGCAAUGUACUGUAAUGCAAC